UAUGCGACAACUAAACUGAUAAUCUGACACAGCCAUUGAUCGAUCAACUAUAAAUAGGGAUGAAGAAACCAUGCACACCACAACACACAAAUCAUCAACAAGCUCACAACCCAAGCUAGACAGGAGAAGCUUCUAGAACCUUCCAGAAGGUAGCUAGCUAAUCGAUCGAUCGAUCAAUGGCGGAGAUGGUGGCGAGGCUGGCGUCGGAGAGGGCGGUGGUGGUGUUCACCAAGAGCGGCUGCUGCAUGUGCACCGCGGUGACGACGCUGCUCGGCGAGCUCGCCGUCAGCGCCGCCGUGCACGAGCUCGACAGGGAGCCGCUCGGGAAGGAGAUGGAGAGGGAGCUCGCCAGGAGGCUCUACGGCUCCGGCGGCCGCGGCGGGCCCGCCGUGCCGGCGGUGUUCAUCGGCGGGAGCCUCGUCGGCGGCACCAGCAAGGUGAUGACCGUGCACCUCAAGGGGGAGCUCGUGCCAAUGCUCAAGAGUGCCGGUGCACUGUGGCUUUGAGAUUACUGUGAUUAGUUACUGAUAUGAGUUAAUUACUUCAAGAAAAUCUAUUAUAUUAUAUUAUUAAAGGAAUAGAAAAAGGAGCCUCCACGUUCGC
This is a messenger RNA of Oryza sativa Japonica Group (Japanese rice), 603 nucleotides long. RefSeq names its product putative glutaredoxin-C12. The record is from RefSeq and is a predicted model, not a curated record. Lineage: Eukaryota; Viridiplantae; Streptophyta; Magnoliopsida; Poales; Poaceae.